Odocoileus virginianus texanus is the source of this 4895-nucleotide messenger RNA. NCBI's taxonomy places the organism in Eukaryota, Metazoa, Chordata, Mammalia, Artiodactyla, Cervidae. The record is from RefSeq and is a predicted model, not a curated record.
ACAUCCAUUGGUGGAGGGUUGUUUUGAGAACAGUGUGACAGUGCCUGGCCUGUUGGUGCCCAGUGAGUGCCAGUUGUUAUUACCAGAUGCCAGACAUUGGGAUACCAUAGGUAGAAUACUUGGCCCUGGUCUCAGGGAACUGGGAAGAAGAGAGAUAAACAUGUGAAUCCCAGCUUCAACAGGGUCCUUUGGGGUCCUGGCUUAAAAUGGAUUAAGUGGUAGCACCUGAAAAAGUGGUGAAGCAAGUUUAGUGCCCGGUCAGAGCUAGGAAGUCUUCAUGAACAGACGAAGGAGCGGUUAGUUUGUAGGUGGUUCGGCCUCCUCCCCUGCUCCUGUUUUGGUCCAGCAGAUGAUUAACAAUGCACUCCCUUGUUUUCAGAGGAGAGGCCAUACUUGGCUGACACACAUACUUGACACAUUCCCCUUUCUUACACUUCGUGUUCAUCCCUUACAGAGAAACUGGAGCUUUAGGUCAGAAUCAAAAUGGGCAUCCCUCAGGAUGGAAAGCACAGUCUGGAGUCAACUCCUUGACCCUGGAUGUACCAAAGACACUUGUGUAUGUUUUAGGGUAGAGAAGCAUUGGAUUUCAUCAGUUUCUCAUGAGUCUAGGACCCCAAACUAGUUAAGAACAUGGGCUUGGCAGUAGGCAUUCCCUGAAACACAUGAUCUUGGCCUGGUUUUCCCUCUAAUGUUCCGCGUUGCCACACACUGGAUACUCUUGCGGUGCAUGAGUAGUGUGUCCCAUGUUCCCCACCAAACUGCCCCAUGGCCCUGUGCCCUUUGUCAGCCUGGCCUGCCUGUGGUUGCCAUGGUUCACGGCUUCAGCUGUGGUGGCUGUGCAGUUUCUUGAACUGACCUCACUGAUGUGUGUAAGGACAACAGCCUGAAAGACAUGCACAGGCUGGACAGUCUUUGUUCCAAGUUGGACAUAAAUCCAUGCCCUUAAAGAACUUGGAUCCGGCUACUUUUGGAACCCAGCCAAUGUCAACUUCUAACCCAUGACAUGGUCUUGUCUGAGAAUCACAAACUUGGGAGAAAUCUGGCAGAUUCGUCAAGCCCUAAGCCCUUCCAUCUUGCGUGCACACAAACUGUUUCCAGUCCCUGGAGAUGUUUCCAGGGCCAAACUGUUCCUUCUUUGGCGAGUGAUCCAGUCGCCCUGAACAUCUGUUGACCUCAUCUCCACCUAAACGCUGCGGUCAGCACCCCACGUCCUCCUCCUCCUAUCCAUCUUCGACCACUUUAGUGCCUCAGCCCUCCCUCUCGCCUGGAAGCCUUGCGCCCGCCCCCUCGCGCUGGCCCCAGCUACAGCUUUAAACUCUUCCUUUGUCAUGGCUCCGCCCACUCAGGCACACCCGCUGGGGAAGGUUCUUCGUUUCUCAGGAAAUCUGAGGUCCGGGGUCUGAGUUUACCCCGGCGGAGAUGGACCGUCCAAAACCCAAGGUCUUCCCAGUGGGGCACUGCUGCCCCUCCCUGGGAAUGCGAGCCUCGGAGGCUGGCAGCAGAAGGUUCUCAGUGCCACCCUCCAUCAGCAGGAACUCGGCCAUGGUGAACGAACCCAGAGGGAACGGAGGCCCCGGCCCCCGCUGGGAGGGCAGCAGCAGCGGCAGCGAGAGCUCCAAGGAUAGUUCAAGGUGCUCCACGCCGGGGUUGGACCCCGAGCGAUGCGAGAGACUCCGGGAGAAGAUGAAGCGGAGGAUGGACUCUGGUGACAAGUGGUUCUCCCUCGAGUUCUUCCCUCCCCGAACUGCCCAGGGCGCUGUCAAUCUCAUCUCCAGGUUUGACCGGAUGGGAGCGGGUGGCCCCCUCUUUGUAGACGUGACCUGGCACCCAGCCGGGGAUCCUGGCUCCGACAAGGAGACCUCGUCCAUGGUGAUUGCCAGCACCGCCGUGAACUACUGUGGCCUUGAGACCAUCCUGCACAUGACCUGCUGUCAUCAGAGCCGGGAGGAGAUCACGGGCCACCUGCACAAAGCCAAGCAGCUGGGCCUGAAGAACAUCCUGGCGCUGAGGGGAGACCCCAUAGGUGACCAGUGGGAAGAGGAGGAAGGAGGCUUCAACUAUGCUACGGACUUGGUGAAGCACAUCCGAAACGAGUUUGGUGACUACUUUGACGUCUGUGUGGCAGGUUACCCCAAAGGCCACCCUGAAGCAGAGAGCUUUGAGGCCGAUCUGAAGCACCUGAAGGAGAAGGUGGCUGCGGGAGCCGACUUCAUCAUCACCCAGCUGUUCUUUGAGGCUGACACGUUCUUCCACUUUGUGAAGGCUUGCUCCGAGAUAGGCAUUACCUGCCCCAUCCUCCCCGGCAUCUUCCCUAUUCAGGGCUACCACUCCCUCCGGCAGCUGGUGAAGCUAUCCAAACUGGAGGUGCCACAGCAGAUCAAGGACGUGAUCGAGCCCAUCAAAGACAAUGACGCUGCCAUCCGCAACUAUGGCAUCGAGCAGGCCGUGAGCCUGUGCCAGGAGCUGCUGGCCAGCGGCUUGGUGCCAGGCCUCCACUUCUACACCCUCAACCGCGAGGUGGCCACCAUCGAGGUGCUGAAGCGCCUGGGGCUUUGGAUCGAGGAUCCCAGGCGUCCCCUGCCCUGGGCCCUCAGCGCCCACCCCAAGCGCCGGGAGGAGGAUGUCCGGCCCAUCUUCUGGGCCUCGAGACCAAAGAGUUACAUUUACCGCACACAGGAGUGGGACGAGUUCCCCAACGGCCGCUGGGGCAACUCCUCCUCUCCGGCCUUUGGGGAGCUGAAGGACUACUACCUCUUCUACCUAAAGAGCAAGUCCCCAAAGGAAGAGCUGCUGAAGAUGUGGGGGGCGGAGCUGACCAGUGAGGAAAGCGUCUUCCAAGUCUUUGCCCACUACCUCUCGGGAGAGCCCAACCAGAACGGCUACAAAGUGACUUGCCUGCCCUGGAAUGAUGAGCCCCUGGCGGCCGAGACCAGCCUGAUGAAGGAGGAGCUGCUGAGAGUGAACCGGCGGGGCAUCCUCACCAUCAACUCCCAGCCCAACAUCAACGGGAAGCCGUCCUCUGACCCCAUCGUGGGCUGGGGCCCCAGUGGGGGCUAUGUCUUCCAGAAGGCCUACUUAGAGUUCUUCACUUCCCGAGAGACGGUGGAGGCGCUUCUGCAGGUGCUGAAGAAGUAUGAGCUCCGGGUGAAUUACCACAUCGUGGAUGUGAAGGGUGAAAACAUCACCAACGCCCCUGAGCUGCAGCCCAAUGCGGUCACCUGGGGCAUUUUCCCUGGCCGAGAGAUCAUCCAGCCCACAGUGGUGGACCCUGUCAGCUUCAUGUUCUGGAAGCCUUGGCCUCCACCCUCUGAUACAAUGAUGGCAGCUAGACUGGUGUGAGGCUCUGAGGCUCUGGCUGGACUUGAGUCUGCCCCACACAGGAACCUGGUGUUCCUGCUCAGCUGAGAGUCUGUGCUCUGGUGGGGAGCAGCCCCUUCCACAAGGACCCCAUGGGCAGAACACUGUCCACCCCAAGAAGGGCUGUUGAUAACGGAGCCCCUUGGGGCCAGCCUGGGACUGCCAGUGACCUUGCUCCUGGGGCACCAGGAGAACAGGCAAAGUGAACAUUGCAGCAGGUCCUGUGGGACUGCAAAGGAGACAUGGCAAGGUCAUAGCGCCUCACCCUUCCACCUCCAAGGCAUUGGCAGCCACGUGCCACCCAUUUGGGAAUGAAGAGGCAGCCACUGCCCCGCCUGCCAACUGCCCCAUCAGGCAGUGGCCCCUGGACGACCUUGGACUGAAACCUAAUAGUUUUGGCCUCGUUUUAGCAGAGAGCUCAACUGGGUUUCUCCCCUUUCUACGGUGCUGCUGUUUGAAAGACUUAACCCCAUGAAUCAACAAACUGCCUCUAAAGGCUUAAUGGUGUCUGAACCCCUGUACCCUUGGCCUUCCCAUUUCUCCCCUGGCCCUGAAGGGUGAAAGAAUAUCCUGCCUGUUACCAUCAAGGGUGAAGAUGAGGUUGGCUGAGCCCGACUGAUUUCUUCCUGGCUUAUUUUUCAGGCAGAAGCCCCUCCUCCUGCCAGCUGCUUCCUCCCCUCGGAGCACGCUGUCCAGGAAGCUGUCUGCCUGGCACUGCUCCCCGCUGUCCAGGGGAGCUUGUGACACAAGCACACAGGCUGGUCCCUGUCCCAGUCCCUCUUGUGAGUCUUCACCAGCUCAGGGGCAGGAGAGAGGGGCGCGUGUCCACAGAGCAGCCUGAUGGCAGAGGAAAUGGAUCACGGGCUGGCUGGUGGGGGCGGGCACCCUUUAGGAGUUACAGAGAAGCAGCUGGAGUUAAGGAGGGCGUUUUAUUGUCCUUCAGAGCUCUUGGCCUGGGCGCUCUGUGGCCUGAGCCUGCACUCCGCAGAUGGGUGGAGCUCCGAUUUGUUUUCCUUUCCAUGAGAGCAUGUCACAGCUGCAGCUGGGCCCCCUUCUCCGCCCCAGGUCCACCCAGUGCUGGGGCUCUGGCAGCUUCCGGCCUGCUUCCAGGCCUCCUGAGGCCUGUCUUGCUCCAGGGCCUCAUGCUGCUGCUGGCUCUGGCCCUCAACGCCCCUGGCUGCCAGACACUGGUGCCACUUGUUAAAGGCCUGGAAUCAGGGAGGGAGGAGCUCUUUGGCUCCCUUCCAGGUCUGUGUGGUCAGUACUGGGCCCAGAGCCUUCUGUCCCUGAAGGAAGAGGGGGCCCUUCCCUCUGCCCCAGGCCAAAAGCCCCAGCUCAGGAUACAUGUGAUUUGUGACCAGGGAAGCUGGGCUCUGAGUGCAUGUCAGGAAGGGGUGACGCUCAGCAACCCACAGCCAUCACCAGCUAGUGUGAACAACAGCUGUAUCAUGAGCCAAGCCUAGUCUCCAACCAGUGACUGUAGGACUGGGCGGAGCCCUUGGUCACCAGCUGAAUUAAGGAAUCCAGGUUGUUUUCUC